AUGACGAUGUACGAGGUAUACCAGAUGGCACAGGCAAAAUUCAAGGACUUGGGCAUCGACAGUGUCCCGCAAGUCAUGAUGAAUGUCAAACAAAAAAGAGACGUUCCUGAAGCAUUGUCUAGAGAUGUUCAUCCGAGUACCAUUACAAAGCCUGUUUUUGAAAACCAAGUUGCAGCGAUUUUUUUGUGUAAGGAGGGCAAUAUGCCAAUCCAUGAGGAGCUUGAUGAAGGUGUUCGUGUGUACUGUAGAGGAAGUGGUGGAGUAGUUUCUCAUUUUAGCAAUAAUGUGGAUGCAUUCAGUUAUCCCCUCCUAUUUCCCCGUGGCGAGCAAACUUUCGUUAAAGAUCGUCUUCCUAAAGGUAAUCGUCUUCCUAAAGGUAAUCAGGCAAAAAGAAUGGGUCGCGAUUUGAAUGACGAUGGUGGCGAAAUUUAUGCUGCUGAAGGCGGUAAUGAAGAAAGUUUAGAUGAGGAAAGUUCUGACGGUUCAGAAGCUGUAGAAGAGCAAAGCGGUGCAAAUAUAGCUACUUCGCGAGUGAAAAUAAUAAACGAAAGUUCUUGUCGCGACGGGAGUUUGCUCUUUAUAUUAUGGCCUGGAGGGGAGAUGUAG
Cylicostephanus goldi is the source of this 606-nucleotide messenger RNA. The record is from the annotation of a GenBank genome assembly. Lineage: Eukaryota; Metazoa; Nematoda; Chromadorea; Rhabditida; Strongylidae.